Messenger RNA from Naumovozyma castellii, 1008 nucleotides. It is a transcript of the gene SUR2, whose product is annotated as sphingosine hydroxylase. The transcript has a single exon. The record is from RefSeq and is a predicted model, not a curated record. Bases 1 to 1008 code for a protein of 335 amino acids. NCBI's taxonomy places the organism in Eukaryota, Fungi, Ascomycota, Saccharomycetes, Saccharomycetales, Saccharomycetaceae.
AUGAGCGAAUCCGUAGCUGAAACAGUCACCACUGCCGCUGCUGCCAUCAACAAGAGCGUCAACAACAUGCCCGUCAAGCUCGCUAGAGACUCGCUGCUACCAUGGAUGUCCGAUGAUGUCCUCGCCCUGGUCUCCCCCGUCAUCAGCUACUGGCUCUUCUCCCUCAUGUUCCUGGGGUUGGACCAUCUCAAGGCCGCCGACAAGUACAGAAUCCAUACCAUUGAAGAAGCUGAAAAGAGAAAUAGGGCUUCCAAAUUCCAUGUCCUCACUCACGUCCUAUUCCAACACCUGCUACAAACCUUCUUCGGUUUCGCUCUCAUCACCUAUUUGGAUUCCAAUGGUGUGCAACAUGAAUCCGCAAACCCAUGGUUCAUCGCCCUACCAAUCUCUCUGGCAAAGAUAACCGCAGCCUUCAUGAUCGUCGACACUUGGCAAUACUGGUUGCAUCGUCUAAUGCACUACAACAAGAAAUUGUACAAGUACUUACACUCAGUCCAUCACGAACUGUACGUCCCCUACGCCUUCGGUGCUCUAUUCAACUCCCCCGCUGAAGGUUUCAUCCUAGACACCUUCGGAACAGGUAUCGCCAUGCUCAUCACAAACUUGUCCGCCAGAGAACAAAUCAUCCUAUACAACUUCGCCACCAUGAAAACUGUCGAUGAUCAUUGCGGCUACGUCCUACCAUAUGACCCCUUCCAAGUAUGCUUCAAUAACAACUCCAUCUAUCACGACAUUCACCAUCAACCAUUCGGCUUGAAAUACAAUUUCGCACAACCAUUCUUCGUCUUUUGGGAUAACUUGCUAGGUUCCUCCUUCAGGGAAUUCAACGUAUUGGACUCAUCCGCUCAUUUGCCAAAGGAACAAAGAUCCUUCGGGAAGAAUAGAUUGGAUAUUAACAAGUAUAAGGAAUUCUUGAAGAAUAGAAGAGCUGCAAGAAAGGAUUUGUCAGAUGUCGACGCCUACAAGAUUGAAGCUGGUAUCGCUGGCGAAGCUAAGAAGAUUAACUGA